This is a messenger RNA of Scomber japonicus (chub mackerel), 2488 nucleotides long. RefSeq names its product FBJ murine osteosarcoma viral oncogene homolog B (gene fosb). Gene Ontology annotation, molecular function: RNA polymerase II cis-regulatory region sequence-specific DNA binding; DNA-binding transcription factor activity, RNA polymerase II-specific. The record is from RefSeq and is a predicted model, not a curated record. Lineage: Eukaryota; Metazoa; Chordata; Actinopteri; Scombriformes; Scombridae. The coding region runs from base 33 to 1364 and encodes 443 amino acids. Gene Ontology annotation, biological process: regulation of transcription by RNA polymerase II. Gene Ontology annotation, cellular component: nucleus. The transcript is spliced from 5 exons.
CCCAAACGCGGGGAACUGGAUUAAUCUUCUUCAUGCAACUUUUUUGGAAAGAAACCAAGAGCAUCUCGCCGGGAACUAACAAAAAGAUCCGUAACAGUGACAUCGCACUCUCUCCGGUAACUGCAGGUGUUGCGUUCACUUUCGGCCCCUCCGGGGAGAUGUACCAAGGGUUCCCCGGCGACCCCGACAGCGGAUCCCGUGGAAGCUCAUCUCCAUCCAUUGAGUCCCAGUACCUUUCCUCCGUGGACUCUUUCGGGAGCCCUCCGACCACCAGUGCUCCGCAGGAGUGUGCGGGAGCUGGCUUGAGCAUUGUGGGCAGUGGGCCUGGGAUCAGUGCCGGAGGGGAAAUGCCCGGUUCAUUUGUGCCCACCGUCACCGCCAUCACCACCAGUCAGGACCUGCAGUGGAUGGUCCAGCCAACUCUCAUCUCCUCCCAGGCCUCUGGACAGAGUGGGACCACUGGCACCUCAACCAUGACCCAGCCGGUGUCACUGGUUGACCCAUAUGACAUGCCAGGCCCCAGUUAUUCUUCAGCAUCUGGAUUCACUCCUUCAAGUUCAGAUACUCCAGGGCCAGCACCGGGCCCCAUCCGGCAGUCCAGAACCCGCAGCCGCCGUGCCCGAGACGAGUCUGUGAGUGAGGAUGGAGAUGUUGAUGUGUUACUCACACCGGAGGAAGAGGAGAAGAGGCGUGUCCGGCGAGAAAGAAACAAGCUGGCUGCCGCCAAGUGCAGGAACCGUCGACGAGAGCUCACAGACAGACUGCAGUCGGAGACAGAUAUACUGGAGGAGGAGAAGGCAGAGCUGGAGGCUGAGAUCUCUGAGCUGCAGAAGGAGAAGGAGCGCCUGGAGUUUGUCCUGGUGGCCCACCAGCCCAAUUGUAAGAUCUCCUACCAGGAGCAGCCUCAGCAAAGCUCAGAGCAGCUCCCUCCAGUCCAUCCCCAGACCUUACAGCCUCCUGUCUCCAUUGUGGGCUUGACUAUGAAGGAGGACACUUUCUAUCUGCCUCCUGCCUACUCAGCCCAUCCGGCCUCCACACAGUCCCAGCUUCCGGUUCAGCAGCCGCAGCCGCAGCAAGUCCAGCAGCAGCCUCAGCCAGGGAUAAUGCAGGAGGUAGAGUUUUCUAGUUCUUUCUAUGGCUCAAGUGAGCCGGCACCUGGCGGGCCGUGCCUCAUGGCCAGCGACAGUGGUGGUGGUGGUGGUAACCAUGACGAAGCGGCCAUUGGCAGCUACAACACCUCAUACACAUCUUCAUUUGUGUUCACCUACCCAGAGGGAGCCUGCGGGGUCAGUGCCAACCAGCGGAACAGCAGUAGCGAGCAGUCAUCUGAUUCCCUGAACUCACCUUCGCUGCUGGCGCUCUGACUGACCGACAAACACACGCGCACACAUAUCAACACACACACACAUUAUGCUCGCUGGAAGUAGAGGGUGAGGCAAGUACAUGCAUAGUAGCAAGCAGUCUCACAUAGUGGGAGAAAAAAAAGAAAAGAAACAAUCAUGUGUUUCUGAUUGGGUUAAAGUUUACACAUAUUGAAAUGCAUUCCAAUAAAGAGCCAUAUAAAAAGAGAGUUGCACACAAAAUCAAUUAAAUCAAACCUUUAACAUUGAGCUUAAAAAAAGAAAACAUUUGUUCUUCAUUAUAAGAAUUUCUGCAACUGGAUAAGAUGAGUGAAUAAACACACAUAGGCAAUCCAAGUUUCCAAUCUUAAAUGUUCUGAAUGAGCAAAUUAAUUCACAAUGAAUUAUUUUUAUCUUCUUCAUAUACCGUACAUUGAGUGAGAUACCACAAUUUACACUCCAACAACAAGCACUGGUGCCCCCACCGUGUUCCCUCUGUCGGUCGCCCCUUUUCCAGUGCUCUUGCUCUCAUCCUUUUCCAUCCUUUUCUCCCUUCUUGUUCUUGCUGAAUGUAUUUGUACAGAUCUGAAAUAGGGAAAAAGGACACUUGGUUCAGGGUCUUUUCUUGGGAGACAGACUGCUGAUCUCUCGCUCACCUCUAACCCUUCAUCUGCUCGACUUCCCCUCUGCUUCUUCAUUUUGCUGCUUGGACUUGGCACGUUGGAGAUCUGAAUAUCACAGGCUCCACUAAAUCAUGUGCUUUUUUUCUCUCGUUUUUACAAUUCUUCUGCCGUCUGCCUACCUGCCAAUGCGACCCAUCUCUAGCCAACUCUUGUUUCUCCUCUUCUGUCUCUGUGUUUCUCCCUCUCUCUGAAGUCUUCAACCCCUGAGAGCCCGAAGACCCCCGAGAGCCCUUGGGACCUUGAGUGAAUGCCAGCCCAACUAACACGCGCCCUUUGCACCUUCUCAUACAAGGACAUGGACGCAACCCCCCCCACCCCACCACCCCCUCACACUCUCCCAAACAGAAGAACCUUUUUCUGGAGCACAUUGCCCAGAGCGGAUCCUUACAGUGAACAGCAGCUGAAUACUUUCACACACGCACAUAGACGCAUGCAAGAUGGAUGCCACUGUCUUCUGCUGAGCCA